This is a messenger RNA of Phalacrocorax carbo (great cormorant), 4537 nucleotides long. Lineage: Eukaryota; Metazoa; Chordata; Aves; Suliformes; Phalacrocoracidae. The record is from RefSeq and is a predicted model, not a curated record.
GGGAGCGGGUGCGGGGCGGCGAUGGCAGCGGGGAGGCGGUGGGGCGAGCGGGGCUCGGCCGUGCUGGAGCUGUCCCGCACGCCGCGGUUGGUGUGCGUGGAGUACCCGGGGCUAGUGCGGGACGUCGGGGCCGUGCUGCGGACGUUGGGAGGAGAGGCGGGGGUGUCGAGGGUCUAUGCGGACCCUGCCAAAAGGCUGGAGCUGUAUUUCCGCCCCAAGGACCCUUACUGCCAUCCCGUGUGUGCCAACCGCUUCCCCACCUCCACCAUGCUGCUCAAGGUGAAGAGGAGGACCAAGAAGAGAAAGCAGUCAGAUACAGAAGAACAAAUGCAGCCAGAAGUUCAGUUUGAAAUGGAAAUUCUUGGGACUGUCACUACCGUUUACAAAUUCCAAGGAAUGUCUGAUUUCCAGUACCUGGCAAUGCACUCUGGUCCUGAUGGCAAACAAACCUCCAUGUAUGACAAAGUGCUAAUGCUCAAACCAGAGAAGGAAGAAUUUUUCAAUAGAGAAUUACCUCUCUACAUCCCACCACCAAUUUUCUCACGUCUGGACACCCCCGUUGACUAUUUUUAUCGGCCGGAUAUACAACACCGGGAGGGCUACAACAAUCCCCAGGUGUCUGGUGAGAACCUGAUUGGCCUCAGCAGGGCCCGUCGCCCGCACAAUGCUAUCUUUGUGAACUUCGAUGAGGAAGAAAUCCCAGCUAAACCCCUGGAUGCUGCUGUACAGACCUGGAAGAAAGUGUGCACCAAUCCUGUGGAUAAAAAGGUGGAGGAAGAGCUGAGAAAGCUCUUUGAGGUCCGUCCUGUCUGGUCUCGGAAUGCAGUAAAAGCCAAUAUCAGUGUUCACCCGGACAAGCUGAAACUUCUGUUGCCGUAUUUGGCCUAUUACAUGUUAACAGGUCCUUGGAGAAGCUUAUGGGUUAGGUUUGGGUAUGACCCCAGGAAACACCCUGAAGCAAAGAUUUAUCAAGUACUGGACUUCCGAAUUCGCUGUGGAAUGAAAUAUGGUUACGCCCCUAAUGAUAUGCCCGUGAAAGCAAAACGCAGCACGUAUAACUACAGUCUGCCCAUCACUGUCAAGAAGCCAGUAAGUCAUACAGUCAGCGUACACGAUCUGAAACACGGGCUUGGUACGUCUGGUGCAUCCGGUGCAAAAAAUCCUGCCUCCAGCAGGUAUAAACUGAAAGAAUCCAUCUACAUUUUCCGAGAAGGAGCCUUACCCCCUUACCGGCAGAUGUUCUACCAGCUCUGUGACUUGAAUGUAGAAAGCCUACAGAAAAUCAUCCAUCGGAAUGAUGGCGCAGAGUCCGAAUGCACAGAGCGGGACGGGUGGUGCCUUCCAAAGACUAGCGACGAUCUGCGAGAUACCAUGUCUCUGAUGAUAAAGCAGAUAAUCAGAUCCACAAGACCCGCUCUUUUCUCAAGUACAACAAGCAGUGAAGAUGGCAAAGAGCAGCUGGCAUAUGAGUCUGGAGAGGAUGAGGAUGAUGAAGAGGAUGAGGAGGACUUCAAGCCUUCUGAUGGGAGUGAAAAUGAAAUGGAGACAGAAAUUCUGGACUAUGUGUGAACGCAGGGAACAGCCUGGCUGCUGCUGGAUGGAAUCAUCUCUGCUCUUGUUCCUUGAGUGCUGAGGGUUCAGCCACCAUGCCCAGGGUGUGGGAAGGCAGAGCUUGCACUAAGAUGCCGCUGACCCGUCUGCACCGACUGCAGAGCCUGCUGGCGGGUGUCAUUCUGCCUGUGUGGGACCAAGUGCCUACAUUUUUGUAAUUAUGGCUAAGAAGCCCUCAAGCAAACACCCAGGAAAGGGCCCAGAAUCCAAACCAGCAGGUAAUACACCAGAAAAGAGGAGAAGUUGCAUUCCCAAAUCUCUCCCUGUGGGCAGUGCACCUUGGCUGAGUUCAUGGCGGUGUGGAAAACAGAAAAGGUGCAGGGGGAGCACUCCAGUCCCUAAGGCAGGUGCUGCCCUUCUGCUUGUGUAAGGGGAAUGAAAAUAUUGUGCCAUGACUUCAGCAUUGAGCCUCGCCGGCAACCUUGGAAAUAAAGCCAGCAGGAAAACAGUGAAUAAUUCCCUUCUGUGGGAUGUAGUGUACGUUGUCCUCACUGGCUAGUGCACAGCUCAAUCGCAUUUUUGAUUUACCUGGUGGUUAGCAAGGGGGCAGAGCUUCAGGUCCAGAGAGCUUGGCCACUCAGUGUGUCAUUGGUGCCUGGAUUGUUGCCACCUGGUCACAGAAAUCAAGGAUGCUGGCAUUCCGUGAGUGUUGUGCAUUCCCCAGUGCGUUACAAGUGCAAGUUUUCUCAUUAGUAGCCACUAAAAUGCCCUAAUGCAUGGUUUAAUAUUCCAGCCUCCUACACUUGCAUGAGGCUUCUCAAGGUUCUUUUUUAUGUUUGGAGUGCUGUUAGAGUGAGCUAUCUCCUUAAGUUUGGCCUCCAGCCCAAAAAAAAAACCAACAGCUGCAGGGCUCUCACACAGUGACACAUAGCUGUGCUCCUGGAUAUGUAUGUGCGUAUGUAUACACAGAAGCUGCAUCUGGGGCCUGGCUCCUCAGGUGUGCGCUCACCAUGGCUCGGUGGGUGAUCCUGUGCUUUGCCAUGUGCUCCUACCUCGGGGUAGCCUGGGCUGCAACUGUAAGAACAAAAGCAUUUCUUACACUUUCAGACUUCGUAAGGGGGGGACUGUGAAUUGAUGGGUCUGUCUGGAGGCGCCCCCAGCCAGGGUGAGGUGUAGGUCCUGGCAAUGUGGAAAGCCAGGGUUAUGAGGGGCUGUGCCACAGACUUACCCGUCUCACUGCAGUGCGACAGGGAACUAGGGAAAAGGAGAGAUGCGGUGGAUGUACCGCUGCAAGGUAAGAAUAUGCACUUAGGUAUUAGAUGGCACCAAGAAUAAACACGCUUAGAAGUGCUAGGAAAAACCCCUAAAGCCAAGCUUUCUAUCAACAGGAGGCCCAAGGCCAAAGCAGCCAGAAAUCUUGUGUUGGAGUUCAUUAGUUCCCAGUCCUUUUCAAAAAUUUCUCUGGGAAGACUGCAGUGAUUUGGCUGUUAAUUGUGCCUGAGCAGCUAAUGACACUACCAGCCCUGUCUGUACACUAUGCUCCUUUCAUUUCCAAAAGCUCAGGCUUUAAAUUAAUCUAUGUAACCAAGGCACAGGGAAAUUCUGGAUAGCACAGCUUCAUCUUUAAUACGCACACAUGGACUCACUGCACCAACUAAUCUCCACUGCUGUCUGUGCAAUUAUAAACUAGAAAAUGAACAUGCUGGUGAUGCUAGGAAACGAGCCCUUGAGCGCCAAAGGAAUGAGGCCUCAAACCAAGGCAGCCCACUGGCUCCACACCGUAAGGACCACCCACUGCAUUUGCUCCUGAAGCCAUUGCUUGUAUCAAAAGGAAUAAAACCCAGUAAAUUGGCUAUCACAUUUAUGCAACUGGAAAAUGCACCAGUCCCAAAAACUCGCAGGUUCAAAUGAAUUGGGUUCAUCUGAAAAAAAUCAGGCACUGGUCCCGCAAAACAAAAAGCCUGUAUCUUAAUUCAAGCGCGAAACAAAGCUCAGCUCGGCUGCGUUAACAUAAGGGAUGAGGGACAGGCACAAAUGCUGCCUUCUCCAGAGUCAGGAUGGCUCUGUUUUCCCCAGGAACCUGCCAGCUUUUUGGGGAAGGAGGCCAGGACAACCCCUGCCUUGGGGCAGAGACAUUUGAGCAUCAGUAUUUUAUUGCAAAGACUAAUUACAUUGCUGUGUACAAGUCACACCAGGCAGUGUGCUCCUUCAUUGAAGUACAAAAUACAUAUGGUACAGCCAGUCCCUCCGGUGAUGCUGUGCUGCUGGGGGACACCGUGGGAGGGGAGGGGAAGGCAGGCACGAAGCAGAGGGAAGACCCUGGGGUGCUGAUGCCUGAGGGCAGGAGCCAGGCUCUGGGCAGGGUGGGAGGCAGGCGGCUGCCCCUGCGUCAGGGAGCCAGGGGCUCCCAUCAUGUGCAGCUACGGGCGAUGCCACCCGAGGGGACGCGGGGUGGGGAGAGCUCAGCGCCAGCCACACUCCCACCCAAGCAGCCUCUUCCCCUCCUGGUGCCAGGGCCCCGCAGCCCAGUGCCUGCCACCGGCCCCCGGAGCGUGGCCGUGCAGCGUCGCUGCAUCCCGGGCCACUCUCCUGGAGCCUCUCCUGGAGCCAGGGACAGACAGGAAGCAGCAGAUGUGCUGGAAGGAAGCGCUUAAAGACGAGAUGGAAAGAUCCCCCUUCGGUUAGUGUUUCCUACAGUGAUUAAAACAAGCAUCUCUGCCCCCGCUCGAGCAACUAGUGGUAGAGAAGGAAGGGAGGGGGUGGCCCGCGGGAUCUGUGCCCUGCGAGCAGCACAGAGCGACGCUGCUGCUGCUGCCAACGUCCCUCCCAGCAGCCUUAAAUACCGGGUGGGGAGAGGAGAGGGGCUGGGCUGCAGGGCAGGGGGAGGCUGGAUUAGUAAAAUGUACAAGUUCAUCUUGUCUAUUUACAACCAAUAAAUAUUGAAAAAAAAAAUCAGUAAACUUUGUUGUUUUAUACAAAAAAAAAA